GCGGAUUGCCCUGGUUUGUGCCGUUCGUCUGGUGGCCGGUGAUUGGAGCUUGAUGGGUCAUGACGUCGCCACUGCCAUUGUUGACUGAGGGUUGCCUCCGAUCUCAUCUCGCGCCUCACAGAACUCUCAAUCUCACCUCGCUCUCUUGCCUCUCAGCCCGUCGCCGCCGUCUGUCGUCGUUUGCCGUUCGUCCGCCGCCAGUCUCUCUCGUCUUCGCCUCGAGGAUGGAAUCUCAGAUUAAACAUGCUGUGGUGGUGAAAGUAAUGGGUAGAACCGGAUCUAGGGGGCAGGUAACUCAAGUUAGAGUCAAGUUUCUUGAUGAUCAAAAUCGUUACAUCAUGAGGAAUGUGAAGGGACCAGUGAGGGAAGGCGAUAUUCUGACCCUGCUGGAGUCUGAGAGAGAAGCUAGGAGAUUGCGUUGAUGGGAUUCUGAUACUGUUAUGAUCCCAGUUUUCAAUUUCAGGGUUGCCCUUACUCAAUCUUAUCCCUUUAUCAUAUAGUCUUCUAGCAUGCGGCUGUUUUCGUUCUACCCAUUUUGGAAAUGGCCUUUAAAGUUAAGGUUGAAUAUUGAACAGAAUGUUAUAUAAUCUAUUUGAGUUGCUAAAUUUCUGGAUCA
Molecule: messenger RNA, 616 nt
Organism: Momordica charantia (bitter melon)
Lineage: Eukaryota; Viridiplantae; Streptophyta; Magnoliopsida; Cucurbitales; Cucurbitaceae
Product: small ribosomal subunit protein eS28z/eS28y
Biological process (GO): translation; maturation of SSU-rRNA; ribosomal small subunit assembly
Cellular component (GO): ribosome; cytosolic small ribosomal subunit
Molecular function (GO): structural constituent of ribosome
Source: RefSeq, a predicted model, not a curated record